This is a messenger RNA of Amborella trichopoda, 3186 nucleotides long. Lineage: Eukaryota; Viridiplantae; Streptophyta; Magnoliopsida; Amborellales; Amborellaceae. The record is from RefSeq and is a predicted model, not a curated record.
AUAAAAAUAUAUGCAAAUAUGCACAAUUAUAAAAAAAAUUAUUAUCAAUAGUAAAUUAUAGAGUUCAAUAUUUAUUUCAUCUUGUCUAUACUUUGAAUGGACACUAUCGGAGUCAGAAACAUAGUUGUUGGCAUUUCCUAACCUAGGCAGUGAUCCUGCACCAGAAUCUUGCUCUAGCACUCCAAAAAAGGGAUCUUGAGUUUUGAAUUUUGGGAUCUCUAUCCCUAUUGUUAGGGAUCUCAAUCCCCACCUUAAAGACCAAGAUAGCUAUUGAACUGAUGAUUUCCUUUAAUUGUAUCAAGUUGGCAAUGCAACUAUUUUAAUAUAGUUGCAUCACAUUGCUUGCUGACAAUAAAUAAAGAGAUUGCUACUUUAGAUAGUAUAUAGAUAGUAUAUAUACUAUCUAAGUUGGGGGCAAGAUCCCUAACAUUUGGGGACCUCGGUCACUAACAUAUACGUUGCACAAACGGUUUCCCAAACCAUAUGGAUCUUCUAGCCUUUUAGGAUCUCCUGCUCCAGAUCCCUAUCCUACUCCCGAUACUGCUCCUGAUCCCAACCAUUGUCAGAACUUGUUGUGAACAAGUGCUUUUUGUGAGUCCUUAUAUAUACUAUAAAAUUGGAUCUAAUUCUUUUUUUCUAUAAUUAAGAAGAAUAUAUAUUAUUUGGUCAUUAAAAUGUUAGAUAAUGAUAUGUGUUUGUGUGUGUGAGAGAGAGAGAGAGAGGGUGGUGGGGGGGGAGAGAUCACUCUAUUUUUUGGUUUAGCAAUGUUAUGCAUCAACUUCUAAUUUGUUCAAUCUCAGAAAUGAGUUUCACCUGCUUCUGUUUUUCAAUUUUCAAGUUUUUUUUGAAUAAUCUUAUUACUAAAUAAAGGUAACUAUGUAACAAAUGAAUGUAUGGCUAAGUGGUACAGUGGACUUUCUUAAAGGUCUGUCUUCAAUUUAGGAGAUCACAACUUCAAAAACCAACCAUGUAAAUUUCAUUGUCUUUAAAGAAAAAAAAAUUCAAAUUAAUGAGGCAAACUGCAUGUCUCAUCGUGAGACAAGCAUAUCUUAUCAAUUAUGUGACCAGAAAUGCCACCUGUCCCUUUCAAAGCUGUGUCUGCUGUGUCCGACAUGUUUUGCUGUGUCGAAAUUGUCACAAAUGAAAUGGAAGAAAAAAGAGGAGAGAAGGGGGGGUUGACUUUUCCAGAUGUGCAGGUGUUUGUUGCUUUCUAAAAGGGGGUGGUUGUGAAAUACGACUUUCAGAACCAUUACUAAAGCUUCGAUCAAGUGAUGACCUCAAGAACACUUUAUUGCAUGAGAUGAUUCACGCAUACUUGUGGCUUCACACAAAGAACCAGGACCAUAAUGAUCAUGGCGCUCACUUCCAGAAACUGAUGAGGGGAAUCAAUUCAAGCUCAGUGGAUGAUCAUCAGAGACCAGUUGGUGGUUACAAAAUCACCAUCUAUCAUUCGUUUCAUGCUGAAGUUGACAGUUACAGAGUUCACCAUUGGAUGUGCCAAUCUUGUGGAGAUUUGGUUAAAAGGGCAAUGAAUAGGGAGCCUUCGGCUAGUGACUGCACUGAAAGAGUCUCCCACGACAGAUCUUGUGGCAAUGCAUAUUGUCAUUGGCACAGACAUAAGGAGGCAUGCUCUGGUAGUUACAAGAAGAUCUCUGAGCCUCUUGGCUAUGGGAUUAAGACAAAACCAAGGACUGGCAAGCGUCGCCCUCGUCCAGUUAAUAUGGAAGGCCCACCACAUGAACCUACCAAGGGUGCUCUGUAUUCUGUUGCUAAAUCUGAAGGAAAGAAGAAAAUCUUAAAUAUUCGGCCCCAACUUGAUACCAUUGAUAAAUUCUAUCCCGUUCUGACCAAACCUAGCACUUUGCAAAGCACAAACAAGGGUGACAUCUAUGCACCAGCUGAUGGGUCAAAAGUCAAUGAAGCAACUGAGCCAAGCUCUGCAGCUAGGAAGAAACUGAAGACAAUUGAGCCGAGCUGUACAGCUAUGAAGAAACUGAGUGACUGUAAAAUAGAGCUGGAAAACUCAAAAAACUGCGAAACGGACUUCACAGUGAUAAGUAAAUGGAUGGGAUGGUAUUCUUAUGAGAGACAACAGGAUGAGGAGUGUGUCGAGCCAUUAAUUAAUAAAAGAAUGGAGAGGAGAAGAAAGCAGAGGCUAUUGAGAAAUACUGAAGCCCAAAAGGAGAAUUGUGUGGGAUUGGAUAAUCAUGAUUCAAAAAGAAUAGUGGCUGUUAGAGGUGAUAUAAAUGUUGAUCAAGUUUGUGGUGGUGGUAUUGAUGGUACCUCAGUAAUGAGUUUUGUGGAGCAAGAGCAUGAGAAAGAUCCACCACAAGUUGGUAUUGUGGAAGCUCUUAGAAGGAAAAGGGCGUGUUCCUCUGACAAGUUUGUUGAUGUUGGGGUUGAUGUUCUUGAAGUUUCUGACAGUGGGUCGGAUUGAAAAAGGUAUAUCUAUAUAUGUGCUCAUGGAAAUUUAUAUGAUGAAACAACAUUGUGAAUACUUUUUUUGGUCAGUAUAGAAGUCCCUUAUGUUCUUUGCAAUGAAGGUGUAGAGUUGGAUGGACAUGGAAAUCAUAUGAGCUACUGACUAUCGAGGGAAUGCUAUUUGUUUUGUUUUGUAUAGAAAUCUCAAAUGCUCUUCACAAUGAGAUUAUAGAGUUGGAUGGACAUGGACUUUGAGAUGAUUAAAGAACAUUCAACAGAAUGGUGCUUAUCUUGCUUGUUGGUGCAGAGUUGGAUGGACAUGAAGAUUGAGAUGAUCUAGGCACUUACAAGAGAAGUAUACAUGUUUUGCUUUUAUUAAAGUCUGAUAUGGUCUUGGAUUGGUUAAAUAUCGAGAUUGAGAUGUGCAAAGAACUUUCCAAGAGAAUAUUACUUCUUUUGCUUGAGCAAUUGUCUGUACUCUUCGUGGUAUAUACAACUAUACAUGGAGGCAUGCGUUCCUAGGGAACCACUGUGAUUUGAUUUAAUGUCCACGUGUUGUAAGGUGAGGAUAAAAUAUUCGUAUGGAAUUUUUACAAGACAUGCUGUGGCUCGUCGAGCUUCAUUCAAUUUGGUCCAUCAAUCUCCCACCACAAGUCAGAUGUGUAAUCUAAGACUAAUUUGAUUGCCCUUUGUUGUGGUAAAUCCCCUAUCACAACAAAUAUGAUUUCUGAAAUAUAAUAUCUGAAAAUGUACUCUUGAGACUAA